AUGGCGUUGCUGUUCCUGCACCGUGCCAUGUGGCUGCUGGCCCUGCUCGCCUUGGACACCAGCUUCGGGGCAGCGGCCCAAUACGUCCAGAACUUUGUCCCACUGCGCAUAAGAGAUCCGACGACAACACAUACUACGAUGGCUACCAGUACAACCCAAUGCAGCCGACCGGUGGAGGACAGCCAGACGCCCUAUCGGCCCGUCAUUGACACUCAGAAGGAGAGAAUCACGCUCUACUACAACUGCCACUACAUGACCAACAUCUGCCAGAACGUCAACAACUUCAUGGCCACGGCGCGGGGGCAGGCCCUGCAUCCCGGAACGACGAUCGAGCCGGGCACGUACACGUACGACUUUGACAGCGCCGACGUGCCGUCGGGGGAUGCCAAGUCGCGCAAGUUCUACCGCCGCGAGGCGUCGUGCCCGAACGGGUGGAAGAACUCGUACGCCUGCCCCGAGGCCGGCCAGCAGACGCUGUGGCGGCACGACGGGCCGUGGUGGACGACGGCGCUGGAGCCGGGCACCAACGAGAACAUGGGCGGCAACGGCUGGAACGGCAACUCGCCGGCCAACACCUUUUGCGCCGGCCUCUCGUGCAUCGAUCCCAACUCCAACACCGGGGGCGUCCCCGUCAAGGCCGAGCAGAAAUGGCAGGGCCUGUCGCACGGGGAGGUGCGCCGGGAGCUGCUGGGCCUCAUCUCGCGCCGCAACGCCGAGUUCCCGUGGCACAACCCGACCCAGCCGCAGCAAAACGUGGCCUUUUUCGGCUUUGCCGCCUUCAACAUCGGCCCGACGGGCUCGGCGGCCACCAUCUUCACGUGGGAUGACGACCUAGGUGUCGAUAGGGAUUUCAACGAAGUGCCCCAGGCCAAGAGGGAGGAAGCACUAGCCAACAACCCGGACGAACCGGCACGCACGCCCCGGUUGCGGCCCGGACGCAGCACGCUCACCCCGGAGCAGAAGUACCAGCGCAUGAUGGCUAGCAACGCCCGCCGCAUCGACAUCCCCGCGCACGUAAAUGAGAUGCGGGCUGCCGGGUUUUCCGCCGACCUCAGCAGCCGCGUGACGGCGCCGCACUCUGACUCUGCCAGAGCCAAAACUUCCAAGCUCGUUUCCAAACGCCAAGUCACGUCUAACUCCACGGAUGGCAAGCCGCUGCUGAAGACUGCGUCCGCGGCCGACCUCGCCAAGGCCCGGAGCAUCGUUGCCGAUGCCAUCGCUGCCUCGGCCGAGCGCAACAAGGCGCGGCUGGCCAAUCCGGCGCGCAACCAGUACCGUCUCAAGCCCGGCACCGUAAUCGGCGGCGCUCCGGCGGUGCCCAACAGCAACAACAACAAGCGAGGAGAUGACGACGCGGCACCUCCUCCGCUCCUCGAAAUCACAGACGAGAUCGCCUGGGCCGCGGCCCUCGUGGCCGAGACUGAGGCCGUGGCACCACCCGAGUGGGUGAACCCGGGAGCCACCCAUCCUGUUCCGUCCAACUCGAGCUCGAGCGGCGUCAAGCGCCGGGCCCCUGUCCGAGGCACGUACUGGAUGGAGACCAUCGCGCGCAGAGGCACCGUCCCCUGGGGCAACCACCCGACGUACAAGGUCUUCCGCAACGUGCUCGAUUACGGCGCUACCGGAAAAGGCGUGACCGACGACGCGGCCGCCAUCAAAAAGGCCAUGAAUGACGGCCGGCGGUGCGGCGAGAAGUGCAACGGGUCCACGACGAAGAACGCCAUUGUGUACUUCCCCCCUGGCACCUAUUUCGUCUCGAGCACCAUCCCCCUACCUUUUGGCACGCAGGUGAUCGGCGACGUUCUGAAUCGGCCCGUGAUUAUUGCUUCGUCGUCUUUUGUUAGUCUGGGCGUGCUGUCCGCGGACGAGUACACCGGCGGCGGGGUCGGACUUGACGGAGGCGACCAGCAGUGGUACAUCAACACGGCCAACUUUUACCGCCAAAUCCGCAAUGUGAUCAUUGAUGUGCGCAACGCCCCGGCCGGCGAGACCACGGCGUGCUUGCACUACCAAGUUGCGCAGGCGACGAGCCUGCAGAACGUGGAGCUGCGCGCCGGGCCGGACUCCAAGGGCAUGUACGCCGAGAACGGCAGCGGCGGUCAGAUCUCAGACGUGGUUUUCAGCGGCGGCGACGUCGGGCUCUACGGCGGUGCCCAGCAGUUUACAGCGCAACGCCUGCGUUUCGACGGCUGCGACACGGCCGUCUAUGUGUUCUGGGAUUGGGGCUUGGUGUGGAAGUCCGACACGGUGGCCAACGUGAAGGUCGGCUUCCGCUUCGUGGCCAAGGACCCGUCCGGCUCCGUCGGCUCGGCGUCCAUCUUGGAUUCUUCCUUCACCAAUGUCGGCACCGCCGUCCUCAUGUCCGCCCCCUCGGCUGCCGUAGGCUCGCGCACCACGGGCCUGGUGCUCGAGAACGUGGCCCUCUCGGCCGUGCCGGUCGUCGUGGCCGACAGCAGCGGCAAGACGCACCUUUCGGGGGCCAGCCAGUCGCUCAUCGACCAGUGGGUGCUAGGCCCCGUGUACGCCGGCUCGGCCAGCGCACGCUCUUUCUCGACCGGCGGCAAGGUGGGGCGGUAUCGCCGGGAGAGCGGGCUCGUCGACUCGUCGGGCAACUACUUUGAGCGCCCCAAGCUGCAGUACGAAGAGCGCCCCGUGGGCGACUUUGUCCACAGCAAGGACUUUGGCGCGGUGUGCGACGGGGUGAAGGACGACACCGCUGCGGUUCAAAACGCGCUCUACUCCAGCCAGGGCAAGAUCCUCUUUGUGGACGCCGGCUCGUACAUCCUGACCGACACCGUGGUCGUGCCGCCUGGCGCCAAGAUCGUCGGCGAAACCGGGUCACAGUUCGUGGCCUUCGGACCCGCCUUCUCCGACGCGAACAAUCCGAAGGUCAUGGUGCGUGUGGGCGCGACCCCGGGCCAGGUGGGCAACGUGGAGAUGCAGGAUCUGUUCUUUACGACGAAAGGGCCGACGGCUGGUGCUGUUCUUCUCGAGUGGAAUAUGGCCGCCGAUGCUAAGGGCUCAGCUGCCCUUUGGGACUGCCACGUCCGGAUUGGCGGUGCUACCGGCACCGCUCUGACGCCGGCCGAGUGUCCGGCCCUGACCUCGGGCAUUGCGCCGGGCUGCAACGCCGGCAGCCUGAUGCUGCAUCUCAAGCCGGGCGCGUCGGGCUAUUUCGAGAACAUGUGGCUGUGGGUGGCCGACCACAUGAUUGACGAUCCGGAUCUUGUGGACGCCAACAACACCAUGGUGCAGAACUCAGUCUAUGUGGCCCGUGGCUUCUUGAUCGAGAGCACCGCGCCCUACAACUUCCACAACGCCUCCAACAUCUUCACCACCAUGAUCCAGACCGAGUCGCCCUACUACCAGCCCACCCCGCCGCCUCCCGCUCCGUCCGCCAGCGCUGUGGGCAAGUUCCCAGGCGAUUCCAGCUACAACUGUGGCUCUGGCAAUAACAACGAGUUCACCGGCUGCGACGAGUCCUGGGGCGUGAUCAUGCGCGGCUGCCAGGACGUCCUCAUCACAAGCGCCGGCCUCUACUCGUGCGUGCGGAUCCAGAACCUCGUCACUAUCGGCACCAAAUACAUGGCCGUCAUGGAGGGUCAGGGCAUCCUGGCCAAGGACAACCUCAACGUGGAUGCGCACCCCUUUUGGUCCCAAAUCUCGGUCCUGGACGUUGCCAGCGACGGCGCUCAGUUCAACGACAUCAUCUGGGUCCAUCCGGACAUCUGGAACAUGGACGAACCCGAGUUCUCCAACUGGCCGGUCGUCGUGUAUACUGGUCCGGACGGCAAGUACUCGACGGCCAGCCCGACGGGGCCCUUCCCGACGCCCCCGCCAUCCAUCGGACCCGGCGCGGCGCCCCCGCAAAAGGGCGCCUGGUCGGCCAAGGCGCUGGUGGCGCGCGCCGCGGCCAACGACCCUAACGCCGAGAUCGAGGAGAAGGCCAAGGAGUGGCUGUGCCGGCAGGCCGCCCAGAACCCCAGCUACUGGGACCUCGACAUCGUGACGGACUGCCCGGGGUACGGCGGCCCAGGCCUCGGCCAGGUGCCCAUCGGCGACGGCUUCGGCUGGGGCUGGGACGGCGAGCUGGUGCUGUACGAGCGUCCGGAGACGUCCACCACGACAAGCGCGGUACCCACGACGCCGACGCUGCAGCGCGCCGACCCAAACACGAACAAGAUCCACUGCUUCAACAGCGGGCAGAAGAUGAGCAACAUCCGGCUGCAGAACGGGCGCAGGUCCGCGUGCGACAAGAUCGCGUACCGCAACGGGAUCCAGCGCCGAAAGCGCGACGGCGGCGAGCUGGUGGGGCCCUUCCUGGACCAGGACACCGAGCCGUUCAGCGGGAACGAGGAAAUCCACUGGAUGUUUGAGGUCAAGGAGGGGUGCACGUGGACUUACAACUUUGACGAGUGUCUGCGGUACCUCAAAACACCCGUCGACAGCUGCAACUGCGGCGGCGAGGACGGCAAGCAGGGCGGCUACGGCGGGAACAACUGUCUGAGGUGGAUAUUUGACCCGAAUAGAACGUGGUAACGGUGGGGAGUCUCGACGGAUUCAAUCCUGUCUGUUCCAGAUUUCGUAUGGCAUGGGCCUUCGAUUUGUUUGUGCAUCGCAAGGAUACGCAUCUAGAAAUCUAUUCUCUAUGUAGAUAGAACAUGCAAAAUCUAAGACCAGGAAAGCCUGCCCGCGCCUAAUUAGUCCUUCCACUGCGCCUUGAAGCUCGCAUCGCCAAACGGCCACCCGCCCAGCUGAAUGUUCAGCUGGGUCGUCGACUGCAGCUCCUCUCUGCGGGCCUUGAGCUCCUCCACAUCCCAGUUGGCCCACAGGAACUUGCCCUUCAGGAAACGACUCUCUGGACUCGCGAGCCAAAGGUUGAAACUUGCGGGCAGGGACACUAAUGAGAUUCAAAGUCAGCCUGGUUGCCUAUGAAUAUGAUGAUCGACCACAGCCACUCACCAUGAUCUUCAUGCCCAAUAGCCUUGACACCGCCCACCUCCCUAUUCA
This is a messenger RNA of Parathielavia appendiculata, 5010 nucleotides long. Its product is annotated as glycoside hydrolase family 55 protein. The record is from RefSeq and is a predicted model, not a curated record. Gene Ontology annotation, molecular function: polygalacturonase activity. NCBI's taxonomy places the organism in Eukaryota, Fungi, Ascomycota, Sordariomycetes, Sordariales, Chaetomiaceae. The coding region runs from base 1 to 4539 and encodes 1512 amino acids. The transcript is spliced from 8 exons.